UCAAACAGUUUUGGCUACAGGGAGAUGGAGGAGCGGCUAGACGCGGCGGUGGCGCUCGAGGAUGACGAAGAGAAACUUUGGGAGGAAGAAGAAGGAGAGGAAGACCCGGAGGAUGAUCCCGGACGAGCACUGGAAGCGGUUGAGGAAUUGCUGCGCGAGAGAGAGGCGUUCAUCCGGAAAGUGAGAGCGAACGAGAUGAGCUUGGAGGACCUUUGCAAGCACGUCACUGAGGCAAAAUCCAGGGCCGAGAAGGAGAGAGACGAGCUUACGUCUCAGAUCGACAAGCUCAAGUUUAAGAUGGCAUCGCAGUCUGUGUUGAUCGAUCAGCUCAACGAACAGGUUGGAACUGCGAGGAACAACGUAAAAAACCAGCGCGAGCAGCUGGAGAUAUAUCUCCAAAAGGAGAGGCAAGAGGAGCUCCAAGAGAACGCUUUGGUGGACGGUGGCGAUGGUCGCUAGAGAGAAUCUUACGGUGGCCGGGGUUUCACGCUCGUAUAGGUCGGGACGGCCUAUAUGAAUGGACGUUGAUAGGAAAUGUAAAAAUUUUGGUGCUCGUUUUAAAUUCUUACGGCUUUGCCGCUCGCGGCGCU
Molecule: messenger RNA, 590 nt
Organism: Selaginella moellendorffii
Lineage: Eukaryota; Viridiplantae; Streptophyta; Lycopodiopsida; Selaginellales; Selaginellaceae
Exons: 3
Coding region: 25-459 (144 amino acids)
Source: RefSeq, a predicted model, not a curated record